AGCUCUCGUACUUGGCUGUUUUGUUGCGUUGAUUACGUUAUCUUCGUGAUAGCCCGCGCUAUUUAGUCACAUUUAUAAACAAUAUACAGACGCGCGUCUGCAUCAAACGGGUAUCCACGCUGCAACAUGUUUACGUUAGUUAUCGCCGCGUUGGCUAUCGCCGUCCUGUACCUCUACACCUCCAGGCACUAUAAAUAUUGGGAACAAAGAGGAAUCAAACAUGACAAGCCUUUGCCCUUCGUUGGUAACAAUAUCCAGUUUUACCUAAUGCAGAAAAGUGUUACUCAGAUAGCUGAGAACGUGUAUUGGAAGUAUCCUAAUGAGAAGGUAGUGGGCUUCUACAGGGCGUCCAUGCCGGAGCUGGUCAUCAGGGAUCCGGACAUAAUAAAACGCGUACUCAUCACCGAUUUCGGAUAUUUCUAUCCUCGCGGGAUCAACCACAAGACGGUGGUGGAGCCCCUGAUGCGCAACCUGUUCUUCGCGGAUGGCGACCUGUGGCGGCUGCUGCGGCAACGCAUGACGCCCGCGUUUACGAGCGGCAAACUAAAGGCGAUGUUUCCGUUGAUCGUGGAACGCGCCGAGAAGCUGCAAGCGCGGCUCGCGAAAUCUGCUGCCGCGGGCCGAUCGCUCGACGCGCGCGACCUCAUGGCACGCUACACCACCGACUUCAUAGGCGCCUGCGGUUUCGGACUUGAUGCCGACUCACUCAACGAGGAGGACUCCGCUUUUAGGAAAUUGGGGGCCAAAAUAUUCAAGUUCACUCUCCGAGACAUUUUCGUCGGGAUGUUAAAGGAAAUGUUUCCGGAUACUUUCAAACAUUUAAAAUACUUAGCGAGAUUAGAAGAGGAAUUCAUUCAGUUUGUGAGAGAAAUUUUAAAACAUAGAAUAGCGAAUCCGUCUAAUAGAAACGAUUUUAUAGAUUUGAUGUUAGAAUGUCAAAGAAAAGGAACAAUCAAAGGAGAGUCUAUAGAAAAGGUUAAAUCGGACGGCACUCCAGAACUCACUUCGCUGGAAUUGGACGACAUCCUUAUAGCUGCACAGGUAUUUGUAUUUUUUGCUGCCGGAUUUGAGACCUCGUCAUCUGCAACGAGCUACACGCUACAUCAACUCGCUUAUAAUCCUCAAGUUCAGAAAAAAGUACAAGAGGAAAUUGAUCGAGUUUUAGCAAAACACGAUAACAAGUUAAGCUAUGAUGCUAUCAAAGAGAUGGAGUAUUUAGAAUGGACUUUCAAAGAAGGGAUGAGAAUGUUCCCUUCAUUAGGGUUCCUGAUCAGAAAGAGUGCACGUAAAUAUACAUUCCCAGAAAUAAAUUUACCCAUAGACGAAGACAUCGUUGUUAUAAUACCCGUUCAGGCGUUACACAAUGAUCCUCAAUACUUCGAGAAUCCGGACGAGUUCCGUCCUGAACGCUUCCAUCCUGACAAUUUCAAAAAUAUACACAAGUUUGUAUAUUUGCCAUUCGGCGAUGGACCAAGAUCUUGUAUAGGUGAACGUCUGGGCGUGAUGCAGUCGCUGGCGGGGCUGGCGGCGGUGCUGUCGCGGUUUACGGUGGAGCCGGCCGCCGACACCAAGCGCCACCCCACCGUCGACCCCAAGUCCGACAUCGUGCAGUGCAUCACCGACGGCCUGCCACUGCUCUUCAGCGAAAGAAAAUGCAUAUGACACGGGAUAUAAUAAACCUGCCUGUUACAUGUC
Galleria mellonella (greater wax moth) is the source of this 1695-nucleotide messenger RNA. Its product is annotated as cytochrome P450 6B5-like. Gene Ontology annotation, molecular function: oxidoreductase activity, acting on paired donors, with incorporation or reduction of molecular oxygen; iron ion binding; monooxygenase activity. The record is from RefSeq and is a predicted model, not a curated record. The transcript is spliced from 2 exons. Bases 127 to 1662 code for a protein of 511 amino acids. NCBI's taxonomy places the organism in Eukaryota, Metazoa, Arthropoda, Insecta, Lepidoptera, Pyralidae.